AUGAGGCCCAUCUGCCUAAUGUUGUUUCUUGUCAAGUUUGCGUGUGGUGUGCAUUUACCAAGCGAGGUCUGUAAGAUGUAUAAUGCCUGGGGCAACGUUUACAUCGGGGGAAUAUUUUCCCUUCAUGGUGACGGAGGUUCGGUGGAGAAGUGCGAGGUUCCACUCCCCGUCUCGGCCCUUCAGUUGACCGAAGCCAUGGUCUUUGCCGUGAAUGCUAUCAAUCAAAAUCCCACAGUUCUGCCUAACAUCACUCUGGGGUUCCGAAUCUACGAUGACUGCUCCUAUAUGAACUACGCUCUAUGGGAGUCCAUGGCACUAGUCAUAGGGGCACAACCAGUUCUCCAAACAAGAAGAGAAAAAGAGACUUGCAAACUCCCCGGACGGCCACCAGGACAAGCAGAUCGGGUAGUUGCCAUGGGCUUUGUAGGAGCAGGAACACAUUCUUCAACUGAAUUGGUGCUGAGUACAGCAACGCUCUUUAAGAGACCUGUUAUAUCGUAUGGUGCGACAAGCUACGAACUUUUUGAAGACAACGAAGAUGGUUAUUUCUUCACCACCAUACCGUCUGAUAGACAGAAAGCACGGGCCAUGGUUGAUUUACUUGUUCAUUUUGAGUGGACGUUUUUCUUAUUGCUAGCUGCAGGUGACGAUGAAGCUUGUGCUUUCGGGAAGCAAGUUAUCGAGCUUGCAACCGACGCAGGGUUGUGUAUUCUCGAACUUGGUCAUGUUGAGGAUGAGGACGAUGAAGAACUGAAACGUGUAGUGAACGAGUUAAAAGACCAACACGUAGUGACCGUACUGCUUGUGAGUUCAUCCCCAUCCUCUGCUAAUGCCGUAUUGGAAGCUGCCUCCACGGCAUCCUUUGCAGAUGUCACAUGGAUCGUGAGCAGUCUAUUGGAAGAAGAGGACUUUACAGUAAAAAACCCAAACACCAUUGGUGGGUUAUUCAUACGUUACCACAACCCGGAGCUGGUAGAAUUCGAAGAACACUUUCGCUCUCUGGUCUCGGGUGUCAACAAAACUUCUAAUCCCUGGUUCGAUGAGUUUUGUAAAAAUGCAGACGUCUGCAAAACAUCGAGUGAGAGGGGGUUCAGCGCAAGAGUUCCGACUCUUGCUCCGGUUUUAGACGCGGUGUUCGCUAUGGCAUACGCACUGAAUAAAACAAUCAACCAGGAUUGUGAAGACGGUCUCCCGGACUGUCUCAUGAAUGAGCCUAAGGUUGACAACAACAUUCGGAACAAUGUCAAUGGUGUGUCUUUUCUCGGAACCAAGGGUGAUUUCCGAUUCCAGAACGGAUCUGUUCCAGGGCACUUUGACAUUGGGAACAAACAGUGGGUUGAUGGUAUGGUUAAGAUGAUUGACAUUGGUUCCUGGCGAUCAGACGACACACCGCGAUUAGAAAUAAACAAUUCCUUGAUACGAUGGUCUCGGAACAGCAGUGAGGUCCCCAUCUCAAGAUGUUGGAAAAGAUGUGGCAUUGGGAAGGUCGUUGUUCCUGUCAAUGUGCAAGAUGAGGGCCGUCACGGAUGCUGUAAAUGUGAGAAAUGCACAGAGAACAAAUGGCCCAUUAAUAAUUACACUUGUGCUGAGCUCAACAAGAUUGUCCUAAGCUGGCAAGAUCCACUGGUAGUCAUUCUGGCCAGCGUGUCAUCAAUUGGAUUACUCCUCUGUGGAUUAACAUCAUACGGUAUGAUAAGACACCGUCAUCAUACCCUGAUCAAGGCAACGAGUCGCGAACUCAGUGCCGUCAAUAUCGUCGGAAUCACCCUUGCGUUUGUUGCCGUGUUCCCGCUCCUCUCGACACCGAGUCCGGGUAUCUGCGGCCUGGCCAAGACACUCUACGUCGUGUCUUUCACCGUCAUGUACGCCCCCUUCUUUCUGAAGGUUAACCGCAUCUAUAGAAUCUUUGAUAGCAGCAAAAAGUCAGCUAAGCAGCCAAGAUUUACCGGAUCUACUGCUCAGCUUAUGAUUGUCGCCAUUUUGGUCGUCAUACAGUUCAUCAUAAUCAUGAUCAGUGCACUAGUGAAACAAGAAACCUGGACCUCUGAACAAGACCUCUACGUCAAGACGCAUGGUUUCAAGAACAGGAACGUCUUCUGUGAAUUCGGAGCUGCAGGGAUAGUAGCAUCGAUGUCUUACAACUUCUUACUGCUCCUUGCAUGUUGCUUCUUCGCUUACAAAGCUCGUAACGUCCCCGGUAACUUUAACGAGGCGCGGUUUUACGUGAUCAGCAUUUAUACCAACAUGUUACCGAUUGCGGCUGCCGUGCCUCUGUUCCUAAACGCGGCACUAGUCAUACAGAUCGCUGUCGCAGUCUGUUUGAUGCCUAUUUUUAAUGGAUACGUUACUUUGUUGGUUGUUUACCUCCCUAAGCUUUAUGUUAUUCUAACCAAUAAGACAGAUGAAGGGGGUAGGGAUAGGUCACUAGGUGAACCGAGUCGAAUGGGUACAUCCUCUAGCCCUCAGGACCGUAGGUCUUUUGUUAUGGGAAAGGGUAGCGGAAAUAAAGUGCAACCGUUUGAUAUCUCAAAUACGGGCGGGGACGACUAAGUGUGGGAUCGAUGUUAACGUCAUGGUGACUAAAUAAUGAUUUUCAAAAAUCGCGAAUUCGCAUUUUGUAC
Messenger RNA from Asterias rubens (European starfish), 2621 nucleotides. Its product is annotated as metabotropic glutamate receptor 4-like. Lineage: Eukaryota; Metazoa; Echinodermata; Asteroidea; Forcipulatida; Asteriidae. Gene Ontology annotation, cellular component: membrane. Gene Ontology annotation, biological process: G protein-coupled receptor signaling pathway. The record is from RefSeq and is a predicted model, not a curated record. The transcript has 2 exons. The coding region runs from base 1 to 2550 and encodes 849 amino acids. Gene Ontology annotation, molecular function: adenylate cyclase inhibiting G protein-coupled glutamate receptor activity.